CUUUAAAAACUGGCAAACUGCAUGCUAUGGACUACACAACCACUUUGAAUAAAGAAGUCAUGGAUGUUGGAGGAUGUACUCAGCUAGACCCAGUGAACUGUCAGAGCAACAUGGGAAACCUCCUAUAAGCUCCACCCCUUCCCAGACUCAUCAGAAGAACACAGCAAGACACAGGAAGGUGACAGCAGGAGCAGCCAUCUGCCACGGAGAGCCCAGCUGUCUGACGCCUCACGGGAAGAUGCUGCGUGGAUGGGGUGGCCCUGGUGUAGGUGUGCAUGUGCACACUGCCCUGGGAGUGCUGUGUUUCUGUCUCACAGGAGCUGUGGAGGUCCAGGUUUCUGAAGACCCUGUGGUGGCCCUGGUGGGCACCAAUGCCACCCUACACUGUUCCUUCUCCCUUGAGCCUGGCUUCAGCCUGGCACAGCUCAACCUCAUCUGGCAGCUGACAGACACCAAACAACUGGUGCACAGCUUUGCUGAGGGCCGGGACCAGGGCAGUGCCUAUGCCAACCGCACAGCACUCUUCCCUGAUCUACUGGCACAGGGCAAUGCAUCCCUGAGGCUGCAGCACGUGCAUGUAGCUGAUGAGGGCAGCUAUACCUGCUUUGUGAGCAUCCGGGACUUUGGCAGUGCUGCUGUCAGUCUGCAGGUGGCAGCCCCCUACUCGAAGCUCAACAUGACCUUGGAACCCAACAAGGACCUGUGGCCAGGGGACAUGGUGACCAUCACAUGCUCCAGCUACCAGGGCUACCCCAAGGCAGAGGUGUUCUGGCAGGAUGCAGGGCAGGGAUUGCCCUUAACUGGCAACGUGACCACAUCCCAGAUGGCCAACGAGCAGGGCUUGUUUGAUGUGUGUAGCAUGCUGAGGGUUGUGUUGGGGGCUAAUGGCACCUACAGCUGCCUGGUGCGUGACCUGGUGUUGCAGCAGGAUGCACACAGCUCUGUCACCAUCACACCCCACAGAAGCCCCACAGGAGCUGUGGAGGUCCAGGUCCCUGAAGACCCUGUGGUGGCCCUGGUGGGCACCAAUAUCACCCUACACUGCUUCCCUGAGCCCAGCUUCAGCCUGGCACAGCUCAACUUUAUCUGGCAGCUGACAGACACCAAACAACUGGUGCACAGCUUUGCCGAGGGCCGGGAUCAGGGCAGUGCCUAUACCAGCUGCACAGCGCUCUUCCCUGAUCUGCUGGCACAGGGCAAUGCAUCCCUGAGGCUACAGCGCGUGCGUGUACGCAUUCGUGUAGCUGAUGAAGGCAGCUUCACCUGCUUUGUGAGCAUCCGGGACUUUGGCAGCGCUGCUGUCAGUCUGCAGGUGGCAGCCCCUUACUCGAAGCCCAGCAUGACCCUGGAGCCCAACAAGGACCUGCGUCCAGGGGACAUAGUGACCAUCACGUGCUCCAGCUACCAGGGCUAUCCCGAGGCGGAGGUGUUCUGGCAGGAUGGGCAGGGAUUUCCCUUGACUGGCAAUGUGACCACAUCCCAGAUGGCCAAUGAGCAGGGCUUGUUUGAUGUGCACAGCGUGCUGAGGGUGGUACUGGGUGCUAAUGGCACCUACAGCUGCCUGGUGCGGAACCCAGUGUUGCAGCAAGAUGCACACGGCUCUGUUACCAUCACAGGGCAGCCCAUGACAUUCCCCCCUGAGGCUCUGUGGGUCACUGUGGGGCUCUCUGUCUGUCUUGUGGUACUGUUGGUGGCCCUGGCCUUCGUGUGCUGGAGGAAGAUCAAGCAGAGCUGCGAGGAGGAAGAAAAUGCAGGAGCUGAGGACCAGGAUGGGGAUGGAGAAGGAUCCAAAACAGCCCUGCGACCUCUGAAACACUCUGAAGGCAAAGAAGACGAUGGACAAGAAAUAGCCUGACCAGGAGCUGCUGCCCCUGCCAGGGGCUACAUAUUCUGGCUGUAUUGGGCUCAGUGUGAGCGCUGCCCUCAACCAUGGGUCCUGCUCCCACAGGACUACCCAUUCUCCAAAGGAUGCAGUACAUAGGCCACCCGCAGCCUUAUUUCUCUGAUGGACUUAAUUCCCAAGUCAUCCUGCUGCCUUAUUUCACCAGUGACACGAUACAUGAACAUCCUGCUGCCUUAUUUCUUCUGGACACACACACACAUCACCCCACCUGGAUAUUCUUCCAAUGUUAUCAGCUGCCUUAUUUCUCCAGUGACAUUACACAUGAACCAUCCUGUGGCCUUAUUUCUUGUGACUGCUACACAAACCACCCACCUCCUUACUCUUCCCAAACCACAGGGACCAGGUGGCUGCUCUUCAGACUCACCCCUGCCUUAUUUCCUAGAAGACACAUCACACAGUUACCUCUUUGUUGUUUCUCCUGUGCUCCAUUUCUUAGCCCUUUUCCUGCCCAGUUUGGGAUCCUGUCUCCUCAGCAUCUCCCAAGUCUAGCAUGACUCCCCUGCACCAUCCUGCGCUGGCCCUGGCCUUGGUCUUCUCCCUCCCCAACUAAGUGAGACUGGGUAUGCUACCCCACCACAUGUACAGGUGCAUAGAUACCUGCAACUGCAUGUGUUGGAACACGUAUGGACUUCUUGGUCUCCUCUGGCUGCCCUGGGCUGUGCCCAUCCUCUCCACACAUGAACCAUGUGCUGGUCACAUAGGUUCUUGGGCACCCUGGGUGUCAGUCUUCACCCUUCUGUUUUAUUACCAUUAGAAUCUUUGUUUCUUUUACUUUUCUAGUAAAUUAAUGUUCAUUGAGCAAACCACAGGGGUCAGCACUGUGUUGGAUGCCAGGGGUUCUGCAGGAGAAACAGAGUCCCUCCCUUUAGCUGGGAAAUGGCCUUGUUCCCGACUGUACCCAGUAGUGCCCACAGCUUCCAGAUACCUCACCCUCACCCCACACUACUCCAUACCCAUACCCUGGGGUUGCCUCAACAGCUGGAGCCUGGGGCAGGCUGGGAGGGCCUGCGGACAUGAAGGAACUGCCUCUUUACCAUGGUGCUAUUCCGGAGCUGGGACGCACACCUGGCUUGUGUCUGGCAACCCUAGUCUCUGGCACAGCAGACCUGAUGUCCUCCUGAAUGAAUCUCUUCCACCCCAGGACUGGAAACCAUGAGGAUCAUUUAAACAUGGGACUCUGUACUCGGG
Messenger RNA from Nannospalax galili (Upper Galilee mountains blind mole rat), 3091 nucleotides. It is a transcript of the gene Cd276, whose product is annotated as CD276 molecule. Lineage: Eukaryota; Metazoa; Chordata; Mammalia; Rodentia; Spalacidae. The record is from RefSeq and is a predicted model, not a curated record.